This is a messenger RNA of Tetrahymena thermophila SB210, 3261 nucleotides long. RefSeq names its product bowman-birk serine protease inhibitor family protein. Lineage: Eukaryota; Ciliophora; Oligohymenophorea; Hymenostomatida; Tetrahymenidae. The transcript is spliced from 2 exons. The record is from RefSeq and is a predicted model, not a curated record.
AUGAUUCAUGGUGUUAACUAUCAGCAAUUAAAUUAUGAUUAAAGGUUUAAAUAGUAGCGAAUCAUUCAUUAGAACUAAUUUUAUUAUGGAAAUUUUUUGUUUUAAAACUCUGAUCCUACAUCAUCUAGCAUAAACCAAUUUGCAAUCUCAGGAUGGUUUUUUAUAAGAUAUGUUGGUAUUGAUUAUUAUAAUUUUUUUAAAUUUAUAUUGAAAGGACAAUAAAUAUUGAGUGUAUCUUAUAAUUUAGACAAUAAAAAUGUUAGAUAAACUCUUCUCUCAUAUAAUUAAGACUAAACAAUUAAUACAAUUACUUACAAUAGUUGGUAUUUGAUUAAAUCAUAAAUUAUUGUAUAGAAUAAUUAAGUUAUUGCAUAAACAUCUGUUCACAGCUACGGAAGUUUAUUUCUGGCUAAUAUAGCUCCGACAACACAAAAUUUUAAUUAAAUUUUUUCAAAAGCAGAUGUAACUCUAUAGAUUGGAAAUUCAUCUGAAUAACCAGGAACAUAGGAAUCUUGCGCUUAUUCGAAAAAUGUUUACAUCUACUGGGAUGAAAAAAUUGAUGAUAGUAAGACUUAAAAUUAUGUAGAUGAUUUCACAGCACUAGAAACCUAACUCGUAUGGAAUUUUGACUUCUUUUAUACAAAGGCUAAUCCAAAAUCUUAUGUUAAUACAGCAAAGUCAACAAAAAUAUAUUCAACUAAUUAUGAUUUAGGAGAAUCUUAAAUCCUUCUUGUAAAAUCAAACACAGAAUUCAAAACAGACUAUGUUAAUCCACUUGAUUUCGGAGGAUUAGUCAUUACUUUCCACUUUAAAAUACCUUCUCUCUCUAUCUAAAACUUAAAAUUAUUUUAAAUUCUAAAUCAACAGGUUUAAAUUUCUAUUUCUAUAGAUUCAUCUUAAAAUAUUUUUUUAAAUGCACAAUAAAUUUAAGCAAUUCCUUUGAAUUAAUGGAAUUAAGUUACUCUUAUUAUUAAGACUCUAAUACUUAACGAAGCUUUCUUAAUAGUAAAUACAUUUGAAAAUUUGAUAUAAAAAGUAACUUUAAGUGAACAGUUUCUACUAGGUUAACUUUAAUUUGGAGAUGCGUCAAAUACAUAAGACAUUUAAUUCAGUCAUAUCAGAUAUUACAAAGGAACUUUUCUUACUUCUAAUAAAGGAAAUUGUUUAUUGUAAGAUUCUAGAAACACUGUUUCUUGCAUUAUAUGUCAAUCUGGUUUCUUUAUCAACUACCAAAGUAAUUUAACUUGCUCAUCUUAAGCACUGCCAAGCAUUAAUGUCGAUAAAGAUAAUAUAAUUGAUUGGAAUAAAAAUUUUCAAAAUUGCCCUCAAGGUAUGGUGUAUGAUCAGACUACAUUUUAAUGCAGCUGUUUAAAUUAAUUUUACAUGAAAAACGAUAAUACAUGCUCAAAAUGCCCAAGUUAUUGUAAUGGGUGUACAAACUAAUCUACUUGCAUAAACUAAGAUCCAUAAAGAUUAGCAAAUGGGAUAUGCCAGUAAGGUUAUUUUGACGAUGGAUAUUCUUGUAUUAAUCAAAAGCUAACUAUUUUCAGCUUAACAAAUAAUAUAGUGAAAAUAUUCACAACACCUAAUUUAAAGCCUAUUUGUUCACAGACUAUAAGUCCCAUAGACUAUACAUUAACAGAGAGUGUUCUUAAUUUAUCUAAUCAAAAUUUUUAUUCAUUCUUAUUUAGUUUUUCUUAUUAUUUUUAAGAUUUGAAUGAUAACUAUUCCUUCGCUGUUUUUUCAGAUGGAGCUAAUGAAAUUUUUACUUUUUCUUUUAGCUAAACUCCAGACUAUAAAUUAAUAAAUUUUGAAGUUUAAGGAUAAAUAGUAUAUAAAACUGCUAUCCUAGAAACCUAAGUAGUUUGGAUUGCCUUUUGGACAAACUUAAAAUCAAUAACUUUAUUAAUAUAGUCACAUUCACAAUUUUUUCAUACUUCAGUUAAUACCAACCUUAAUAUGAUAUUAAAUAAUCCUUAGUUUUGUGUUGGACCUUGUAAAUCUAAAUAUCAUCCAGCUGGGUAUUUGUGUGGGGAUCUUGAACAUAGACCUUUAAUAUUCAUUUAAAAUAUAACAAACCCGAUAAAUGAUUUAACAACUUUACAAAUGUUUCUGUCUAAUCCUACAGUAAAUGUUGCCCUAUUUAAGAUCAGCUUAUUCUCUGAUUUAACACAAAUUUUCAAAAAUCAAUUACCAUCAAAUCCAUCUUUAGUUUUAGAUUUUUAAAACACUCCUGUAGAGAUACAUAGAUUGAAAGGUUUUGGUUUUACUAGAUAAGUCAAUGCAGUAGUUUAGAAUAUAAAUAUUUCAGGUUAUUAUUGGAUUUCAUUUUAUUGCUCUAUACUACCUGUCACUAUUAAUUCUUAAGUUUCCCUUUUAUCUUAUCCUUUAAAUGGAGGAAAUGUUGAAUAUUUUCUUGUUCCUCAUGGACAAAAAAUAUUGAUAAGAAUUUGCUAUAUAACUUAAUGCAUCGAUUCUAAAUAUUCGAUGUUAAAUUUGUAAGAAAGUAAUAAUUUAUUUAUUUUAAUGAGACACCAAAGUCCUUUCUCUGGUGGUAUACACUUUAUUGAAUUCGAUGUAAUAUGCAAUUAUCUUAGAGAAUAAAUUUAAUUUUUAAGUGUUUCAUUUACUUAAAAUAUUCCAACGAUCAGCAUUAAUAUAGGCCUUCAAACAUAGAACACAGAAGAUUUUCUAUUUUAUUUAAAUCUAAUUAAUAUAGAUAAAGGUGAUGGUUAAUAUUACUUUGAUUACAAUCCUAGUUAAAAUUGCUUUAUUUUUUAGCAAAUAGACUAAAUGAAUUGCAUUUAUUACAAAAAUAAUUUACUUAUCUACAAAAAUAAUAUCACAGUUUAAGAAUGUUAAAGCUACAAUGAUAAUCAACUGAUUUUUUUUAUUCCAAAUCUCCAAACUAGAGAAUAAAUAAUACUGAUCUAUUAAAUAAAUGUUCUUGUAUUGAAGGAUAUUACUUAGAUAGUUAUACAUAGCUCUGCCUUAAGUGUAAUCCCAUUUGCCAAUCAUGCUAGGGCAAUUAAAGUAAUUGUACAAAAUGCAAAUAUUCAAAUUAGAUAACACCUUCUUGUGACUGUCUUGAACCAAAUUAUUUUUUAGAUCAAAAUCUAUCAUGCUAAAAAUGCUCAUAGUAAUGUGAAUCAUGUGCAUAUACUAAAGAUUCUUGCUUAAAAUGCUCAGUUAAUAGAAUAAAUCCCCCUUAAUGCUAUUGUGAUAACACGAACUAUAUUGAAAUUAAUGGUGUUUGUAUGA